AUGAGGCCCGACGCCGGCGUCGCGGGGAGCAUGGCGUCCAUGGAGUGGGAGCCCAAGGCGCUGUCCCUCCACGAGCUCAAGUACGCGAGGGAGGCGGCGCUGUACGUCCUGAGAACGCACUCCUCGGAGGACGCCGUCCGAAUCUUCACCGAGGGCCUCAAGCCGGUGCUGGGCGUCAGGAGGGACUCCAUGGCCGACUCCGACGAGGAGGACGACCAGGGUGACGAGGACUACGACAUGUUCAGUCCCUACGCGUUUCUUGACGAUGACGGUGUCUACUGCCACCAGUAUGGGCGCACCGCCGCCGAGGAACGAGAUGUUGCUACCGCACCCUUCUAA
Triticum turgidum subsp. durum (durum wheat) is the source of this 339-nucleotide messenger RNA. NCBI's taxonomy places the organism in Eukaryota, Viridiplantae, Streptophyta, Magnoliopsida, Poales, Poaceae. The record is from the annotation of a GenBank genome assembly.